Arachis ipaensis is the source of this 830-nucleotide messenger RNA. NCBI's taxonomy places the organism in Eukaryota, Viridiplantae, Streptophyta, Magnoliopsida, Fabales, Fabaceae. The record is from RefSeq and is a predicted model, not a curated record.
AUAGUUUAAAUAAUCUAAUCUUUAUUGUUUAUUACUACUGUACAUGUACUAAUCUCUAAUCUCUAACAUAUGAACAAAAAGUUAAGCAGUAUAUGUAGAUAGAGCUGCAUAUGCAAAUGCUGUGAUCUGAUUUGUGCGUUGACUUUAUAAUCAUAUAAAGUUUGUUCACCAGUUACCCAACGAAUCCCUUUGCUCUUGAUUCUAAUCCAUCAUCGCCCAUGUCUUACUACCAAUCAGCAGAAAGAAUCCCCGAUCCAUCAUGGAAGUACGAUGUGUAUUUGAGUUUCCGAGGCCAAGACACUCGCCACGGAUUCACCUCACAUCUCUAUGACGCUUUGAGGAGAGCUGGGAUUCAUGUUUUCAGGGACGAGGUGGCGCUUGGGAGAGGAGAGCAGAUAACAUACACACUGAUUCAAGCAAUCGAAGCUUCUAGACUUUUGGUUGUUGUUUUCUCAGAAAGUUAUGCUGGUUCUAGAUGGUGUCUGGACGAGUUGAUGAAAAUAAUGGAGUGUAUAAGCACUGGAGGUCAAACUGUCAUUCCGGUAUUCUACAAUGUUGAUCCCGCAGAUGUACGCCACCAGAGAGGUCCUUUUGGAGAAGCUUUUCAAAGUCAUAGAUUCUCAUAUGAGAAUGAGAUAGUCCAUGCAUGGAGGGCUGCGCUCACUGAAGCUGCUAACCUUUCUGGAUUCGCAAUCACCGGAGACAGAAAUGAAGCUGAAAUGAUCGGAAAGAUUGUUAAACAUAUAACUACUCUACUUGCUUCGGAAGACUUGUUCAUCGCAAAGCAUCUAGUCAUGAUAUUAUUGGACAUCUUUAUUAAAUCGAAAUGA